Trifolium pratense (red clover) is the source of this 924-nucleotide messenger RNA. RefSeq lists its product as uncharacterized. The transcript has 2 exons. NCBI's taxonomy places the organism in Eukaryota, Viridiplantae, Streptophyta, Magnoliopsida, Fabales, Fabaceae. The coding region runs from base 82 to 753 and encodes 223 amino acids. The record is from RefSeq and is a predicted model, not a curated record.
CAAAAUGAAAUUUCCACCUAACAUUCAUCAAAUCCCUAUCUUGUUUCCAUUUUACCAUUUUUUGUUUUCCUCAUAGUAAACAUGAAAGCUUCAAUGGUCUCUGCAAUGGAACACAUAUAUUCAAUACUACUCUCCACCCUUCUCUUCUCUCUCUCAGUUUCAACCUCCACGCCGGAGCCAAUUCCGGCAGUUUGGCCGGAACAAUUCCAUUCAUUACUAUUCAUGAACAGAAGUGGAACCCUCCACCAAAUAGACUUAUGGUACGAUUGGCCUAACGGUCGCAACUUCAACAUCAUUCAAUAUCAACUCAAUGAAGUUGUUAGUUACGAUCUUGAAUGGAACAACGGCACGUCUUUCAUCUACACUCUCCAUCCCUCCGACAGCCACUGUGAAGUUGAACAUCUUGACGUUGGUAUUCUUCGCCCUAAUUGGCUUGACGGUGCUACGUAUUUAGGUCAAGAGCAAGUUGAUAAUUUUGUAUGUAAUGUUUGGGAGAAAGUUGAUUUUAUUGUGUAUUAUGAAGAUGUUCUUACUCGGAGACCUGUUAAGUGGGUUUUCUACACAGGAUAUACUGCACAUGUGAUGACAUUUGAGGUUGGAGCAGUGCUUGAAGAUCCAAAAUGGCAGGCUCCGGUAUACUGUUUCAAUCAGACUGAGAAGGAAAAAAGUGUUUCCUCACUGUUAGAAUCUACUACUGUUCGUGGCGAUUCUUUUUGGAGUUUGAUGAGAGGCAAAGCAAAUGCUGCUGCAUAAGCGUUGGCGAUUAUGAAAUGGUUCGAACUGUAUAUGUAUGUUCUGUUUUAGGGAUAGGAAAUGAUUGUUUAGUUUAACAAAAUGUUUACCUGGAUUUUCUUCUAUCUUCAUAUUGUAGGAAUGGAUGCACGAUUGUUUCAUCCAAGCUAAUAAAUCAAAUUUGCCAGCUUA